CCUGGACGAGCUGGCUUUCCGGGAGACAAAGGAUCAAUGGGUAUUCCUGGAAGAAUGGGCUUAAAGGGAAACUCGGGGGAGAAGGGAACACCAGGGGAGCCAGGUCUAUCUAUCAUUGGCCCACGAGGACCUCCUGGGCAGCCCGGUACUAGAGGAUUUCCAGGCUUUCCGGGUCCAAUUGGCUUGGACGGGAAACCCGGACAGAACGGUCCAAAAGGUGAUAUGGGUCCUCGUGGUCUAAAAGGAAUUCCAGGUGAACCUGGUCCUAAAGGGGAGAAGGGUGUAUGUGGUGACUACACUCACAGGAUGUUGCCCAUCACCGUUCGCAACAUGCCCUCAAUAAGCCCUCUAAUCCUAAAGCGCCUCAAGCAGGGUGAGCCUGGAGCACAGGGACCACCGGGGCCUCCUGGCCCCCCAGGGCCUGCAGGGAUUACUGGCUUAACUGGUGCUAGUGGGCCCCCGGGUAAACCCGGAGAACCUGGUAAACCUGGUAAAGACCCAAGGAUGCUACCAGGGCUGAAGGGUGAACCUGGUGUUCCUGGACAAAAGGGUGACCAUGGUGAGACAGGCCCAAGUGGACCUGAAGGCCCUCAGGGAAUUAAAGGAGAUCAAGGGCUGAAGGGUGAGCCUGGUUUUCCAGGUGCCCCUGGACGAAAGGGUCAGGCAGGUGUUUCUGGUAUCCAUGGAAAGCGGGGCUACAAGGGAGAGAAAGGUGAUCCCAGUGCUGCGGGAAAUGGCAUUAAAGGUGAACCAGGUGCCACAGGACUUCCAGGAACAGCUGGACCCAAGGGUGAGAAAGGUGAUCAAGGCAUAAAGGGUGCACCUGGUCAGGACGGCCCAUCUGGACCAAAGGGUCCACCAGGUCCAACAGGGGAGCCAGGAAAAACUUUAAUCAACAACAAUGAGAAUGAUAUUCGCAAUGUGCAUUCAAUGGGCCCUCCUGGUCUGCCUGGACCUCCUGGGCCUCCAGGCUUGAAGGGUGAUGUUGGACUUCCAGGUCCCCCUGGUAUUGAUGGGGAAAAGGGUCCAAGAGGAAAGCCAGGUGAGCAGGGACCCACCGGCCCUUCUGGACCUGAGGGACCACGAGGAGAGGGAGGAGUCAUGGGCUUUCCAGGGCCAAAAGGAGACAAGGGAGAUAUGGGCCCCUCUGGAUCACCUGGUUUAGAUGGCCCUACUGGAGAAAAUGGGGUUUCAGGGCCAGCUGGCCCCAUUGGAUUGCCAGGCCCGAUGGGUCAAAAAGGUGAAGCUGGGGAGAAAGGAGACAAAGCAGAGCUGGCCUACGGGCCUGCUGGACCUCCAGGGCCUGCAGGGCCUGUUGGGCCAUUGGGACCUCCAGGUUUGUCAGGACCAAAGGGUGAGCCAGGUGUAGGUCUGAGAGGAGAAAAGGGAUCACCUGGACAUAAGGGAGACAAAGGAGACAGAGGCCAUCUUGGACUCCCUGGGGCUCAUGGUUUAGACGGCAGGCCUGGUCCAGUGGGUCUAAUUGGACCAGCUGGAGUUUCUGGGCGGGCAGGACCAAAAGGAGAAAGGGGGGAAAAAGGAGAUAUGGGAGUAGCAGGACCAAUUGGGCCUCAAGGCAUCCCUGGUUUAGUAGGACCAGCAGGAUUAAAAGGAAACCGGGGGGAGAGGGGAAAGAAAGGCAACAGGGGGGCCAAAGGGGAUAAGGGAGACCAAGGAGCCCCAGGAUUAGAUGCCCCGUGUCCGUUGGGCGAUGAUGGUCUGCCAGUACCAGGGUGUUGGAAUAAAUGAUGUUAAUUCCAGAAUGCCAUGUGUGAUUGUAAAUAGAAUAUUUAUUUUUGUACUAUUUUUGUUGAUUUUUUGUUUUUUUGUCAUUGAUCCGUUAUAUUGAUGGAAAAGAAAAUACAGUAAACCAUAGCAAAAUCCUGAUAGGACUUUUGUACAGAUUGUUUAUUUUAUUACUGGUAAUGUUGUUUAUGUAAUGGACUUUAUACUGUAACUAUGCAUUAUGUCAAAAUGUUUUGAUCAAGAAAUAUGCUGUGGCAGCAUAUGCAUGAUAUUUGUGCAUUAUGUUAACUGAUAAGUGCCUAUUAACUUAUUGUAUCAUGGUGUUUUAAUGUGUUGUUUAAAGACUAUGCUGCACUGAUUAGUGGAGCAGGAUUUGAAAUUGGCCUUGUGUGUUAAGAGGAAACCCUUUUGCUCUGAGAUUAACAUGGACAUUGUUGAAAAUCACACCACACCUAAUGAUCUUACACUGUAACUGCAUAUGUUUACUAAUAAUUCAAAUGACUUAUUUCAAGGUCCAUACUAUAGACGCAGUAUAAAUUAUCCAGACAUUUGAUGUAAAUGCUUUUCAGUGCAUACAUUAUAAGCAUUGGCAUGGCAUUACUCAUUUAGUGAGCAUUUCAAUCUGUUUUCUGUCUAUAUUUGCCUUUCGUUUUUCCAAAAGAAAAGAAAUUUCUGAAGAAACAAUCAGUCUAUCAGAAUUCCACAUGCAGUGCUUUUCUUUUAUGGGCUUUGUGUAAAUAUGUCAUAUAGACAAAAUAUUGCCAUUUGAGCAGCUAUUUUCUAUGUGUAUUCAUAUCUCUUACUUUUUAAUAGUAGAGAUCAUUUCAUUUGCAUUCUUGGGCAAUGAUUUUUAUUCUUGUAAUUUAUCUCAUACUAUAUUGCUGCUCACUAUCAAGCAAAUCUUUGUGUUUGUUAAAAAGCAUCUAUGCCCAAUUUUACCUCAGCUAUUAAGUACAUAUGAAGAAUGAAGCCAAUGAAGUUAGUAUUAUAAACACAACAUUUUUCAUUAUUGUAUGUCUAAUUCCCAGGAAAUAUCAGGGUUAUAGAAGAAGGCCCUUAGUUAUGGUUUUGUUUUUUUUGUGUUCAUUCUGUGUUGAAGUCAUUAAAGUAAAGGAUUGUUUAGGAUUGCUGCUGCUUACCACAAAAAGCUAUGUUUGGGUUCUGUUUUGCUAGUUAAUAUUAAGCUAAGCAUGGUUUGUAAUCACCGGUCUCUAUAAACUCUUUAUCUGUCUUUAAUACCUCAUACUAACAUGUGCCUUAAUGCUUUUACUCUUGCCAAAAUAGAUCUGACACAUAUCAACAAUAAUGUCAAUGAAGCUAUGCUGUCUACAUGAGGAUUAUAAGAAAAUAAAUGGCUGUGAAUAUUGUUUUCAGCCAAACUGUU
Molecule: messenger RNA, 3130 nt
Organism: Xyrauchen texanus (razorback sucker)
Lineage: Eukaryota; Metazoa; Chordata; Actinopteri; Cypriniformes; Catostomidae
Product: collagen alpha-1(XIII) chain-like
Exons: 39
Coding region: 37-1749 (570 amino acids)
Source: RefSeq, a predicted model, not a curated record